AGAUGUCACGUUGCAUCACUGUCCUGACGUCAUUGGCCCUACUACUAGCGGCUGCCCAUAGUUUGCCAAGGCAGUUGUCCAGCGGUGAUGAAUGUGACAUCUUGAGGCUGAAGGUGAGUCUUCAAUGUUAAAUCUUUAGCCUGAAGGUAAGUAUUUAAUGUGACAUCUUGAGGCUCAAGGUGAGUGUUUAAUGUGACAUCUUGAGGCUCAAGAUGAGUGUUUAAUGUGACAUCUUGAGGCUCAAGGUGAGUGUUUAAUGUUAAAUCUUAUGCUUGGAGGUGAGUGAUAAAUGUGACAUCUUGAGGCUGAAGGUGAGUGAUAUGUGUGACAUCUUGAGGCUGAAGGUGAGUGAUAAAUGUGACAUCUGGAGGCUGAAGGUGAGUGAUAAAUGUGACAUCUGGAGGCUGAAGGUGAGUGUUGAAUGUGAUGACGCUUCCUUAAUUUUUUAAGAUAACAAGACAUAAUGAUUUUUUUUUUAUAAGUCCCGUAACUGCAUUUUCUGAGUGUGCUGCAGCAUUCCCAAGGUGGUCUCUCUUUGUAAAGCUCUUUUAAAAAAAAAAUAACUUCACUUUUGUUCGUGGUUGUCAAAAUCUUCGGACGGCCUCCCACUUGCCGUCAAACUAUCGAGAUGAAACUUAGCACAUAGACUUGUUGCCAAUGACAACACAUUCUUUUCAGAUUUUGAGCCCGGAACCCCAACCCCCAAACCCCAAACCCCAAAAAACAGUUAGUCCUGUAUUUCAAGAGGAAGAUGAAGGAAAUAGGAUGACACUUGAUUUCACGAAAUAAAAAUACUGAUAACUGCGUUUAAUGAGAUUCUUAAAAAUAUAUCGCAAGUGCGUUUGGUGCGUAAUAUAUUCUUUUAUUUUCUGAAAUAGUUGGUGAAAUAAAUCUGCGGUGUGAUAGCGGGUGGGUCACUAGAAUAUUAAUAUAGUUCAGGGGCGUGAAAAAAAUGAGUUGUUACGAGCCUCAGAAAGCAUUUAUUCGGAAAUCUUUUGUUUGAGGGUUGGUGAAUCAACAUUUGACUUAUAAGUGUUCAAGAUCGAUUUCCGAGUGAUUGUGCUGAGCUAUUGUUGAUUAUGCAAUGCUUUUUUAAUGUUGUCUCUGUUAGCGUUAGUUACAGUGAUACAUAGCGCGGUAAAUCUUUGUUUGUUUGAAACGUUGAUUGUUUAAUGUAUCGUAUACUCGAACAGGCUCAAGAAAGUUUCGAUCUUGACAUCAGCGUGACAUCUGGAACUUUCGCUCCAAACUUUGACGAGACAAUGAAAUUCUCGGACCAAUCUCAAGUCAGAUUUCAGCUUCUUGUCCAGUACCUUGACUGUGUGUCCAGGAGACAAAAGUAGGUAUGGGAAAUAGGUGACCUUUUCUUCCUUUCAACCAUUUAUAGCUUUUUCUAUAUCACCGUUACAUGACCCUUGAUCCUUGCACUGAUAAUUUGUUUUUACAAACUUGGCUUAAUUUAUCUCGCCCAUAUACAAAAAGGCCCGGUUACAAAUAAGUAGCUCUAUAUAUAAAAUUUUGAGAAAUUUGUUAAAAUUUAAAAAAAAAUUAAAGUUCAAUGCUAAAGAAUUAAUGUUUUUUUUACAAAUUAAAUAUUUGAGAUGAUACAGAACUAUAUUUAUGUAAUCAGCUGAUGGAGUUAUUGAGAUGAUACAGAACUAUACUUAUGCAAGCAGCUCAUGAAGCUAACUGUAACAGAGCCAAUAAUUUUGAAACAUUUUCAAAGUAAUGUUAAAGUUGACUAAAAUUUUUAAAAAAAAUGAAAUAUACAAAGACGUAGUUAAUUAUAUUUCUUUACCUUUGAUCAGACAAUCUGUCUUUCAAAAGAUAGUAACCUUUUUUGUAUUUCUAUUUUUGUAGAGGACACAUUUUUGAGAAGUUCGUUGAUUCGCUGCAAAGAAUGACCUCGCUUGACCCAGGGCUCCUCAGCUCCGGUCCAUUGACAGAGUCUGAAGAUCAUCAUGAGGAUCAGAGUAAGCAAACCAAAGACACUUCAUUACCUUCACAACUUAAAGAUCUAUUCGAGGGUUUUAAAGAGGUCCGGUUUGACGAGCACACCAGUGGUAAAAUCAUCGUCAAUUUUGAUCGACUUAUAAGGAACAUGAGCAGUUUACGCAAGGUGGAAUCUCAUAGAGGUGAAUUUUAUCGUUAUAACAAAAACAUAGAAGAACAUGAAAGAUUCGACCAGCAGAAUUCAAGACAAAAAUUACAAAACAUUGGUGAGAGGAAUGUGGACAACGAUCCGAGUAUCCAGCUUGAUGUAGGAAAUUUUGAGAGAAACGAUCUGCACACAUUUAUAACUGAUAAUUUUGACGGGAAGGAUACUGGCAAUAAAGUUUAUCUAAACUUAAAGAACAAGGACUUUCCCAAAAUUGUCAAAAGAAACUUUGAUAGGAAGGGAAUUAAUACAUUUGUUCCAAAAAACUUCGACAGGGAGGAAAUUAAUAAAUUUGGUCCAAAAAACUUUGACAGGGAGGAAAUUAAUAAAUUUGUUCCAAAAAACUUUGACAAGGAGGAAAUUAAUAAAUUUGUUCCAAAAAACUUCGACAGGGAGGAAAUUAAUAAAUUUGUUC
Lymnaea stagnalis (great pond snail) is the source of this 2573-nucleotide messenger RNA. The record is from the annotation of a GenBank genome assembly. NCBI's taxonomy places the organism in Eukaryota, Metazoa, Mollusca, Gastropoda, Lymnaeidae.